AACUCCAGCCUCCAACAACCUGCUACCCGUUCCCUACCCGUUCCCACGUUCCAGAGGCCAUCGCCUGCGUCUGUUUGGCUUCUUGGUCCCAUAGACCCCCCGAGGCUGCUUAAACCCUUUUUAUCACUCUGUCCAACGCUGCCGUGAUCGUCGGCCAUGUCUCGAAGAGCAACAUCACGGCCCACAUCCUACUACAUCCCUCCGCCAGAGGAGUUCAGCGACGAAAACCCAAUGUCCGACGACACCUCCGAGACCCGCUGCGUUUGCAACGGAACAGAGUCAUUUGAAUGGAUGAUUCAGUGCGAAAAGUGCGACAAAUGGCAGCACUGCCAAUGCAUGGGCAUUUUGUCCAAACGGGCUGAGCCCGAGCACUAUUUCUGCGAACGAUGCCAGCCCAUUGGCCACCCGUAUUUCAAAUUCAAAUCCCGACAGCACAAGAACCAGUCCAAGGACCAGCCGGCUCCGACCAAACGGCCUCGCAACACAAACAACAGCAACCAAACGCCCGAGGCGGCUGAUCUCCCCGACACUUUCCUGCCGCCACCGCCAGAGGAUGGUGCUGCCAAGGCUGCUGACUCUACGAGGCGCAGGAAGUUGAACGGCGAUGUCCCUCCUUUGAAAAGGGUUCCGUCACCCGAGUCUAUCCAGGCCGAGUCCUCGGAUCACUCCAAGAAGCGCAAGCCCUCGCCUUCAGACAACAAAAACCCGAAUAAAAAGAAGCGCACAUCCACCGACCAGGAAGCCGUCCCGCGUCUGCCGAAUAGAAUGGGCUCGAACGACGCCAGCCCGGCGGCCUGCUCCAGUCCUCUCAUCUUGGACAAGCUGCACGACGCUCUCGAUGCCGAUGGCAACCCCUCUCCGUCGCCUGGGGCGAGUCCAGCUUCUGACUCACCUCUCGUUGACGGCAGCGGCGCCACACAGCCGCAACGGGCCAGUAACAGGCGGUACAAGCCUGCCGACUCGCGGACGGGAGGCUCAGUGGAUGCUGCUUCCGCAUCAUCGAGUGCCAAGUCCGUUGACGCCAAAAAGAAGAAUCCAAAGCCCCGCGACAAGUCGCGAUCAAAUGGUGCAAAUGGGUCGACACAUGCAGCCGGACCGGGCAGCUCGCAUCCGCACCAUGUCGCUGGCUCGGACAGCUCGCUUGGCUCGCGCCAUCGAUCGUCGACGCCGCCGAUCAAGGUCCGGAUACCGAGCACGCGGUCGUCUCUCAGCGAGAUGACCAAGCGGGCAAAGCGCCUGUCUGACUACAUCACCCGGUUCCAGGUCUCGCUAGCGAGCACCGACGAUCGAUUUUCGCCGACCGACCGACUCCCGUUCUUGGCGACCCAAGCCCGCCCGUCGACAUCGUCCGCCAACUCGGUCAGCUCAGCCAACUCGAGCGGGGGCGAUAGCAUCGAGUCGCUGCAAAGCGCAGAGUCGAGCCCCUCGGCCUCAGGAGGCCUCUCUCCCGAUCCGCCAAUCGAGGAGCUGACGAGCAUGCAAGUGCUUGAUCAGCUCGAGCGGUGUCUGAACAAGUUUCAGGAGCGGUUUGGGGUGAUAAAAAAGUGACCUGGGCUGCGUCCCAGCCCACGUUGCUCCUGAUGCUGUUGCUGUUGCUGUAUGUAAUUUUCCGAUCUGUGAAUUUUGAUUCCUGCUAUGUCUCCUCU
Polychytrium aggregatum is the source of this 1646-nucleotide messenger RNA. RefSeq lists its product as uncharacterized. The coding region runs from base 157 to 1548 and encodes 463 amino acids. The transcript has 5 exons. Lineage: Eukaryota; Fungi; Chytridiomycota; Chytridiomycetes; Polychytriales. The record is from RefSeq and is a predicted model, not a curated record.